CCUACCCCGGAUUGGUUGAUGCAACAAAGGUUAAAGUUGACAAUUUUUGUCAAAAGAAUGCUGUCAACAGGGACAUAACUCAUAUUUUAAUUUUACAACGCCAUUCCUUCGUUUGGACAUCGUACUAGUGUGUCCUUAUAACCGGGUGAAAGGCAUGAGUGGCACAAUCCAACGGAUCAUUAUGCCCACAAACCCAGGCACCCCUUAUUUUCUGUGUGUGGACUUUGCCGUGGAUCUUGGUGCUGGGUUCGUGCUAACUCUUUCUGAUGGCAGCUCUGCUUGGAUUGGAGAAGUUUCAGAAGACGAGGUGACAGGCGGGGCCAAUGACAUGGAGGUCCCGAGAGAGCAAUAUGUUGAGGAUCUUUUUCAAGCACUGACAGGAAGUGGACAAGGGCAAGGAUUGGGGAGGGGUGCAGGUGAUGCGGACGUCUAUUCUUUCCAGCUCACUCCAGAUUGCAGUCAACUCUCAUACCACAGAGUCUAUGACGGCGUUCCGGUGCGCUUGGGUUCUUUGAAGCUUCAGCCUGCUCCACACCCAUUACAGUUGACCCGGGAGAUGAUAGGGCAGUCGCUCAAAUGCAAUACCAACCUGCAGAAACAAAACUUGCUGCUGUUGGAGGAGAACCAUAAACUCAAAGAGGAGCAUGAGCACAUACUUCAGGAGCUUGAGAAGCACGUUCAGGAUAAGGAGACGAUGGAAAAUGAGCUUUACUCCUGUUUUGUCUUGGUGCUAAAUGAGAAGAAGGCCAAAAUCAAAAGCCUACAAGAUUCCCUGCGACAGCUCCAAUCGACCGCCAACUUUUACAGGAAACAAAGGGAAAGUGACCCAGCUCAAAGUGACGAUGAUAGAUGCGACAGAAGAGAGGAGUCCAUUGAGAGCAGCCAUCUUUCAUUGGAACCAACCAUACUCACAUCAGGACAUAGUCUGGUGAGCCAGGGUUUCUCAAUGGACCACACCAUGGCUCUUGCUGGUAAUGUACAAACAAGAUGGAAACCAAUGGAAACACUUGACUGCCAGACCCCAGGAACGUCUAAAAUGGAAUAAAAUCCCAGGUUUGUCAGACAACCAAUGGGUGGCCAUAAUGGAUGCCUUGUUUCACGGAAUUACAUUACCGAUAAUAGUUGCGACGUUUAAUAUGCAAAAAGUAAAAGGUAAAAUAUUACAGUAUUUUUAAAUUAAAUCUUAUUUCACUCUCCACUUUUUUGUAAGUUUUAAAAUAUUUUUAAUUUUACCUGUUACUAAGUGUCAAGUUGUCAUUUUGUCACCGCUGAUAUUGCAAGAAAUGUUUGACAAACAUAAUAAGAAAAUGUAUAUCUUUUACACAACAUACAUGCACAUAACAAUGUUACUUGUGGUAUUAACUUUGCUUGAGCCAAGCACUAACCUCUAGUUGCAUACAGUGUUAAUUGUGUUAUUCGCAAAUAACAAAAUAAGCAAUGGCAAAGAUAAAAUGUGUUGUCUAUGUUUAUGCAGCAUUGAUUUUAUAGUCAUUACAUUCAUUCAUUCAAAGAUGCGUUGAAAUCCCUUCCCUGUUUUAAAGACACCUGGGAUGUUGACUCUGUCGCGCGAUGCCAAACGCAGUGAUGUUCAGGCUUAUGAACAAAACACUCACUCACUACACAACUCCAACCCUCCCCUGUUGCAAGUCAAGUAUUUUGCUCAUAUGUGAUUAUGCUCUAGGUUGUUUUCUGGUCUCAAACUGAGCCCACCUCACAUAAGAGCUAAGUUCAGGAGUUGCUUUUUUCCUCCUCUCUUCAUGUUUACCUUUCUUUCCUACCUCUUUACGAGGCACCGCCAGGUGUCGACCUAUCAGUCUUCCUGUUCUGUACAUCCCUGGAACUAUAUAUUGUCUAAUUUUGGAGAAGUUGUACUGAAAAUGGUGUUGUACUUUUUAAGUGCAAUGACAAUAAAUCAUAGUCUAAUUUA
Messenger RNA from Nerophis lumbriciformis (worm pipefish), 1927 nucleotides. Its product is annotated as DNA repair protein XRCC4-like. Gene Ontology annotation, molecular function: DNA binding. Gene Ontology annotation, cellular component: DNA-dependent protein kinase-DNA ligase 4 complex; DNA ligase IV complex; nucleus. Gene Ontology annotation, biological process: double-strand break repair via nonhomologous end joining; immunoglobulin V(D)J recombination; response to X-ray. NCBI's taxonomy places the organism in Eukaryota, Metazoa, Chordata, Actinopteri, Syngnathiformes, Syngnathidae. The record is from RefSeq and is a predicted model, not a curated record.